AUGCAGAAACUGAGAAAAGCAGUGAGCGAGAUCGCCUACGCUCAGAACCACGCUAAGCUCACUCAUCUUCAACUCUCUCUGAUCCCUGUCCUCCGCUUCGCCUCCUCUCUCUACAAGCUCGCUCUCUCUCUCCGCCGCUCUCUCUACCAUUCUGGCGUCUUCAGAAAGCACCGGUUGCCGGUGCCAGUGAUCAGUGUUGGGAAUUUGACAUGGGGAGGCAAUGGGAAAACUCCGAUGGCAGAGUUCAUUGCUCGCAUUUUAGCUGAUUCAGGAAUUUCACCUCUCAUUCUUACUAGGGGUUAUGCUGGUGGGGAUGAAGCCAAAAUGCUUCGUAGGCAUUUACUUGGAAGGCCUGUAAAGAUUGGUGUGGGUGCAAAACGGGCAGCUGUUGCUGCUCGAUUUUUUGAAAGAUAUGGUUAUGUUGAUCCUAGCUCUACAAAUAAACGCUCUGAUGGACUGUGCAUUGAACCGAAAGUGGGGGGUCAUCUUAGUUCAGAAACAAUUGGUGCUGUAAUUCUUGACGAUGGAAUGCAGCACUGGAGCUUGCAGCGUGACCUAGAGAUUGUAAUGGUUAACGGAUUAACACUAUGGGGCAACUGUCACUUAAUCCCACGUGGACCAUUAAGGGAGCCUUUGAAUGCGCUUAGACGGGCAGAUGUUGUUGUACUCCAUCAUGCAGAUUUGGUUUCAGAACAAAAUCUCAAAGAUAUUGACUUGAUGCUACAACAAGUUAAUAAAUCUCUUCCUAUUUUCUUCACUAAAAUGGAUCCCUGUUAUUUCUUUGACGUGGGAAAUGUCAACUCCAGAAAACCUCUGAGGGAUUUGUCUAACAGCAUUGUAUUAUGUGUUUCUGCCAUUGGUUCAUCAAAUGCAUUUGUGAAGGGAGUUGAGAAGAUAGGAGCAUUCUAUGUUGAUCGCCUUGAAUUCAGUGAUCAUCACAUAUUUCAGGCCAAGGAUAUUGAGAUGAUCAGGAGGAGACUAAGAGAGCUGGAGGACACGUUUGGGCACAAGCCAGUUGUUAUAGUCACGGAAAAGGAUUACGAUCGAGACCCAGAGAUUUUUAAGCACUUGGAUCCUUAUGAAGUUUUGGCACUCUGUUCGGAAUUGAAGAUCAUACCUCACAGAGAAUGCACUGAAGAUACCUUCAAAAAGUUAUUGAAAGAUGAAUUACAAGGUACAGACAGAAAUUAAGGUUUGCUCAGUUACAUGGCAAAACUGACAAACAUAUAUUAAAAAAUACAUCUGUAGAAAGGAUAACCUAACAAGCAUGCCA
Messenger RNA from Prunus mume (Japanese apricot), 1273 nucleotides. RefSeq names its product putative tetraacyldisaccharide 4'-kinase, mitochondrial. Gene Ontology annotation, biological process: lipid A biosynthetic process. Lineage: Eukaryota; Viridiplantae; Streptophyta; Magnoliopsida; Rosales; Rosaceae. The record is from RefSeq and is a predicted model, not a curated record. Gene Ontology annotation, molecular function: ATP binding; lipid-A 4'-kinase activity.